Molecule: messenger RNA, 4029 nt
Organism: Oncorhynchus keta (chum salmon)
Lineage: Eukaryota; Metazoa; Chordata; Actinopteri; Salmoniformes; Salmonidae
Product: transmembrane 9 superfamily member 4
Exons: 17
Coding region: 64-2001 (645 amino acids)
Biological process (GO): protein localization to membrane
Cellular component (GO): membrane
Source: RefSeq, a predicted model, not a curated record
CUAGCUAACUAGCUAGCACUAUCAACACAUUUUGCUGCUCAUGGGGAUCACGUGACGUCACGAAUGACACGUGUAUUCAAGAUGGCGGCCGCGGCGAUGGAGACGUGGUUGGCCCUGCUGCUGUUGUCCAUGUUGCCUGGAGGGGUCCAGCCCUUUUACGUGCCUGGAGUUGCUCCUAUGAACUUCCACCAGAACAGUGCUGUAGAGAUUAAGGCCGUGAAGCUGACCAGCUCCCGGACUCAGCUUCCAUAUGAAUACUACUCCCUGCCCUUCUGUCAGCCUGAUAAAGUGGUCUACAAAGCUGAGAACCUGGGGGAGGUGUUACGCGGGGAUCGUAUUGUGAACACCCCCUACUCGGUACUCAUGACCCAGGACAGGAAGUGUAAGGUGGUUUGUGCCAAGCUGAAACUCAACGUGCAGCAGAGCAAGCUGGUGGCUGAGCGCAUCCAGGAAGAGUACUAUGUUCACCUCAUCGCAGACAACCUCCCAGUGGCCACUCGACUGGAGUUCUACCCCAACAAAGAGGCAGAGGAGGAGAAGGACGUGGUGAAGGAUGUUCAGUUUGAACACGGCUACAGACUGGGCUUCACUGAGAGCAGCAAGUUCUACCUUCACAACCACCUGUCUUUCAUCAUCUACUACCACAAGGAGAAGCUGGAGGAGGAGGAAGAGCACAACUACAGAGUUGUACGUUUUGAGGUGGUUCCCCAGAGUGUCAAGGUGGAGGACCUGAAGGCUGAUAAGGGGUUGUGUACCCUGCCUGAGGCCACUAACUCAGCUCCUCAGGAGAUUGACCCCUCCAAGGAGAAUGAGGUUCUCUUCACCUACUCUGUCCGCUGGGAGGAGAGCCAGGUGAAGUGGGCAUCUCGCUGGGACACCUACCUGACCAUGAGCGACGUGCAGAUCCACUGGUUCUCCAUCGUCAACUCAGUGGUGGUGGUCUUCUUCCUCUCUGGGAUCCUCAGUAUGAUCAUCAUCAGGACCCUGAGGAAGGACAUCGCCAACUACAACAGAGAGGAUGACAUAGAGGACACCAUGGAGGAGUCGGGCUGGAAGAAUGUCCAUGGUGACGUGUUCAGACCUCCACAGUAUCCCAUGAUCCUCAGCUCUCUGCUGGGCUCAGGCAUACAGCUCUUCUGCAUGAUUCUCAUCGUCAUCUUCGUGGCCAUGUUGGGGAUGCUGUCUCCUUCCAGUAGAGGGGCCCUGAUGACCACUUCCUGCUUUCUGUUCAUGUUCAUGGGAGUGUUCGGUGGGUACUUCGCUGGCAGACUCUACCGCACGCUGAAAGGUCAUCGGUGGAAGAAAGGUGCUUUCUGUACGGCCACUCUGUACCCGGCUGUGGUCUUCUCCAUCUGCUUCGUCCUCAACUGUUUCAUCUGGGGAGAGCACUCGUCUGGAGCUGUCCCCUUCACCACCAUGCUGGCUCUACUCUGCAUGUGGUUCGGUAUCUCCAUGCCGCUGGUCUACUUGGGCUACUACUUUGGUUUCCGCAAGCAGCCGUACGAUAACCCCGUCCGCACCAAUCAGAUCCCUCGCCAGGUGCCUGAGCAGCGCUGGUACAUGAACAAGUUUGUGGGAAUUCUGAUGGCCGGGAUUCUACCGUUUGGUGCCAUGUUCAUUGAACUCUUCUUCAUUUUCAGUGCCAUCUGGGAGAACCAGUUCUACUACCUGUUUGGUUUCCUCUUCCUGGUGUUCAUCAUCCUGGUGGUGUCCUGCUCCCAGAUUAGUAUCGUCAUGGUCUACUUCCAGCUCUGUGCGGAGGACUACCGGUGGUGGUGGAGGACCUUCCUGGUAUCAGGGGGCUCGGCCUUCUACGUUCUUGUUUACGCCAUUUUCUACUUUGUCAACAAGCUGGACAUCGUGGAGUUUAUUCCUUCCCUGUUGUACUUUGGCUACACGGCUCUCAUGGUCCUGUCCUUCUGGCUCCUUACAGGGACAAUCGGCUUUUACGCAGCGUACAUGUUCAUACGGAAGAUCUACGCUGCCGUCAAAAUCGACUGAGUUUGUGUUUCUGCUGCUUUUUUUUUUUUGCCACAUUUUCUUGUUUGGUUUAAAUUUUUUGUUUUCUUCGUGUCCAGCAAACACUGACUUCUGUGUAUGGAAGGAAGGAAGGAAGGAAGGAAGCAUGAGGUGGGUUUUGUGGAACAGUGCCACCCACAGGCAUAGGGAGAGAACAGCAAGAGGACGCUGCCUGCUAGCUCGACGCUCCCCCCUCCGUUAUUGGUGUCCACAGAGACAGAGUUCCUCUGGGACAGUCCAUGUUUUUCCUGUGGUUCACCUUGGACACAACAUGGGCCAAAGCAUGUCAAUUGAAUUGAGUCUCUGUGUGUUUCAGUGUCUGCUUUUUUUGGAAGUUGGACAAUCAAUGAAGUGCAUUGGUUCAGAACUUCACUUUGUUUUAAAAUCAGUUCUCUGUAAAGAUGUUUUAGUCUGACCUUUGUCUCUGUUUCUUUCUCGCUCUCUCUGUCUUUCGGUCUCUGUCUGUCGGUCUCUUUGUGUGUCUCUCUGUCUGUGUUAGUUUAUUUGAGUUUAUAAUCUUUAUUCCAGAUGGUUGGGAGGUCACAUGGUGGUAAUGGCACUAAAAAUUAUUUUGUUUAGCUUGGAAAUGGAAAUCUAACAUUGGAACAAGAAUAUUACAAUAUUCUGUUUUUAUUGCGGUUUCCAUGUCCUGAUGUGACCAUUUCAACCACAACUAAAAAUCAGUAUCUAAAUGUUUUUCCUGGAGAGAAAAAAAAUCUCUCACAUUGAGGUAACCGAUUGUGUAAAAUGAAAUUCUCCUCCGUGAUCAAUUAAUCUGAUGUUGCUAGGGAAGUCGAGGCUUAAGGUGGUUGAAAUAUUAAAUGUUAUGGAACAAAAAAAGUAAGUGUAGAUGGAAAAGUAGCAUUUCUCAUCUUCAAAUCACCUUUUCUAGUUUGAGCUUUAGCCUAGCGGAAAAACGACUAGUUUUAAAAUGGUUGGACACUAUUACAUUACGAGUCGAUGUAAACGGCUCCAUGGUCUCACUGAACUAUGCAUUUUUUGGGGGGAGGCGGGGUGAGAUUGAUCGAUCUUUUGUUUUGAACACCUAGUUCAGUGAGACCUGCUAUUCUAACUGAAGUUAUCGGUGUCUGUUAUCCCUGAGCAUCAAUGUCUCUACUAGGAUCGCCUUAGCAACACAGUUCUGUCAAUGAGCCUCUACAUGGAGCACAGUUGUUUCCCAUAAACAACCUCUAAAUUUAAGGACUUUUGUGUUUCCCAUAAACAACAGGCCCAAUCAGUGCUGUACAAGGUUGACAAUGUGUUUUAGAUUCAGUGGAUAGGAAUUGAGCUGGUCCUUCACUGGGUUUACUCUAUCUGGCUGUCUUUACACAAGUCGCCCACUUCUGAUCUUUUCCCCAAUUAUUGUCAAAAGAGCUGAUCUGAUUGGUCAAAAUACCAAUUAUUGGCAAAAGAGCUGAUCUGAUUGGUCAAAUUGCCAAUUAUUGGCAAAAGAGCUGAAUUGGCCUGCCUGUGUAAACACCGGCUCUGUUACCCAGAGUUAGAGCUUCCCACUGGGGCUUCACACUGUUUUGUAGCUGUAGUUCCUCUGAAGGUUGAGACCGAAAUGCGGAACAUUCUGCAUGUUGAAACACUGGCCCGACGCAACAGAUAGAAUGUUCCUUUUGGGGUGUUGGGGACUAAAAACAUUAAAGACCUUUCUAUCUUGGGUAUAUUUUACUCUGUCUCUGAUUACACCGGCAGCCCAAUUCUUUUUUUUUUUAAAUCUAAGAUAAUCUGAUUGCUCAAAAGAGAAGAAGAAAAAUAUAUCAGAAUUGAGCUUCCUGUGUAAACCAAGGCUAUAAAACAUUAUUCUCAGUGCCAGUUUCCCAGGCCCAGAUUAAGCCAAGUCCUGCACCAAAAAUGAUGAUCCAUGGACCUUUUUAAGUCCAGGAAAAGGUUUAAAUAAAAUUGAGAGCUGAGCUUUCAGGAACAUAACCUUCAGGUCAACAUUACUACCCCACUAGAUUCUUCACCUGUUUUUUUGUUGUUGAUUAAAGAGCAUAGAAACAG